This is a messenger RNA of Vicia villosa (hairy vetch), 1131 nucleotides long. RefSeq lists its product as uncharacterized. The record is from RefSeq and is a predicted model, not a curated record. The coding region runs from base 1 to 1131 and encodes 376 amino acids. Lineage: Eukaryota; Viridiplantae; Streptophyta; Magnoliopsida; Fabales; Fabaceae. The transcript has 2 exons.
AUGAUGCACACAGUUAGAAUAUUCUCCAACACAACUGGCCUUGUUGUAAAUCCUCAAAAAUGCAAGUUAUUUUAUGGGGGUCUCCAAGACAAUGCAAUUACUGCUAUCAGGAAUACCACAUGUUUUGAGCUUGGACAAUUGCCUGUGAAAUAUUUGGGAGUGCCACUGACUUCUAAGAAGCUUAGUAUCAGCCAUUACUUGCCACUAAUAGAAAAGAUUCUUGAUAGGGUGAGGCACUGGUCCACUAGACUCCUCAGUUAUGCAGGGAGGUCUCAACUCAUACAAAGUGUAUCUAAUGCCAUAGCUCUAUAUUGGUUACAGUGUUUUCCAAUCCCAAAGUUUGUCUUGCAUAAAAUUGAAUCUAUUUGUCCAAGCUUUCUUUGGAGAGGGAAGGAUGUGCAUAGCAAGAAGAGCCCGAUAGCUUGGAAAACUAGAAAGGCUGAUAAUCUUUGGGUACAUUGGAUCCAUGCCUAUUAUCUGAAAGGCCAAUCUUUAAUGGAACUGAUGCCUAAUACUACCUGGUCCUGGAUGUUUGUUAGUAUCAUGAAGCAGCGUGGCUCUGUUCCUCAUAAUCUAUGGAAUACUAUGACUCAGGAGCUGAAAUUUCCCAUGAAAAGAGUGUAUGCCCAUCUGUUGAAUGCUGAAAGAACCAAUUGGAGUUAUCUAUUGUGCUCAAAUCCAGCUAGACCUCGUGCAACCUUAUGUCUAUGGAUGCAAUGUCAUGGGAGGCUGCCUACAAAAGAUAGAACGAUCCGGUUUGGCUUUAUUCAGGAUAAUGUGUGCAGCAUGUGUAGACAGGAUGUUGAAACUAAGGAGCAUGUGUUCUUUGAAUGCAGUUUUCCCAGGAGUAUUUGGUGUACUAUUCUGGAAUGGAUUGGCAUUAAGCACACCCCUGUGAUUUGGCUAGAUGAAUUGAGGUGGGUUAUUGCUAACUCUAAUAAGAAGGGAUGGAGAGCCAAGAUCCUAAAGCUAGCUUUUGCUGAGGUGAUUUAUGGGAUAUGGUCCCAUCGCAACAACCUUAUAUUUGGUACAGAUUCUACUGCCACUCUCCAGACUAUCAUAGAUUGCAUAGUCCAUAGGAGUUGGAUAGAUAAAAGCAUUAGAAACCAUAUAGCUGAACUACUAUUAUGA